Pogona vitticeps (central bearded dragon) is the source of this 716-nucleotide messenger RNA. Its product is annotated as C-type lectin LmsL. The record is from RefSeq and is a predicted model, not a curated record. Lineage: Eukaryota; Metazoa; Chordata; Lepidosauria; Squamata; Agamidae.
CUACUGGGUGACUCCAUGACCCGCAGGCACCUCUUGGGACUCGUUAACGGUAUAAAUAGCAAAGAGGAGUCAUGGUCCUGUGGAAAAGCAAGAAACCUGGCCAUCAGUUCAAGACCAGCUGAUCUGACAGGACGUUGGUGGAGUGUUGCGAUGGAGGCCCUCGGCGUAUUCCUUCAUUCCCUUCUGGUCAUUCACUUCUUUCUGCAAGGUUCUGAAGGUUUGGACUGCCCAAAGCACUGGAUGGAAUAUGAGGACUUGUGCUUCGGAGUCAUGGAAUCCCCAAUCCAGUGGACAGAUGCCGAAGCAGAAUGUCAGAUCAAAGGGAAUGGAGGUCACCUUGCCUCCAUCCACAAAGAUACUGAGCUAAGAAUCUUAUCUAAUAAAAUUAAGAACAAUCACCCCGACGUGCAGGAACUUUGGAUUGGACUGCAUGAUUCCCGCAAGACGGACCGCUGGGCAUGGACUGACACGAAUCCAUUCAACUUCAAGCCUUGGAGUGCAGAUAAAGACAAAAUGAAAGGGAAAGGGUUCUUUUGCGCCUACCUGUCCAGGGCAACAGAUUUUAGGACAUUUCAUGUCGGAUGUUGCAAUAAAGCCAGGGCUUACAUCUGUAAGUCUUCGGUGUAAUAAAGGCAUCGGGAAGAUCUGGGUAUGCCACGGAUAUGCUACCUUUACAGUCCGCUUUCUUGAAUAAACCUCUUGCUAGUUUGCAAAAA